This is a messenger RNA of Arthroderma uncinatum, 744 nucleotides long. RefSeq lists its product as uncharacterized. The record is from RefSeq and is a predicted model, not a curated record. Bases 1 to 744 code for a protein of 247 amino acids. Lineage: Eukaryota; Fungi; Ascomycota; Eurotiomycetes; Onygenales; Arthrodermataceae. The transcript has 3 exons.
AUGGAAGACCCAGUUGCUGAAAUUCCGGGAGUUAUCCAUCUCCUCACCCAGUCUGUGCCUUCAGUGCAACAACAGACGAUUGAGAAAUACUUCACGCCUUCAGCGUCAAUUACACAUCCCUUUUUACGCUCUGGAUCGUUCCAAGGGAGCCGAUGGCUUAUAGUUCGCAUAUUCCUUUUUUACAAGAUCAUGUCGCCACACGUUGAUCUACAGGUCAAGUCCGUUGCACUCGACCGUGAAAACCUGCUCCUAUACGUCACGGUGUCCCAGAUCUUCCGUAUAUUCAUAGUCCCAUUUUACACUGCACCCGUCACUCUCACCACCGUCCUCCAGCUCGCCAAGUCGACCGAGAAAGUAGAACGAGGGAGUAUAUUCCAGCAAGGGCUGAAAGCUCCAGUUGUUGAACUCACGAACUCGAACACGGAUCUCCUCGCGUCUCCGCCUGCAUCAAUUUCGUCAUCAUCAUCUACGCAGGACGAGGAACUAACCAUUCAGCCAACCAAGUCGACAAAAACCCUAUAUUACAUUGCAUCGCAGAACGAUCUUUACCAGCCAAACGAGUUUAUAAAAUUUGUUGUCCCGUUUGGGAUUGGAUCUAGCCUGGUACUGUUCUGGCAUGCCUUUGCCACUGUUUUCUGCGUGAUCGCCUCAUUUGUCUUCUACCCUAUUGCGUGGGCGGAGGAGAAAGGCAUGCUCCACGUUACUCGAUUUGAUAGUGUUCUUAAUAGAGUAGAUAAAACUUGA